Molecule: messenger RNA, 605 nt
Organism: Poecilia reticulata (guppy)
Lineage: Eukaryota; Metazoa; Chordata; Actinopteri; Cyprinodontiformes; Poeciliidae
Source: RefSeq, a predicted model, not a curated record
GCACUGUUUUCUCAAUGGACAACAAGACAGUCAAGUUUAUGCCAGUAGAUCGUUAUGAUGCUGGAAACUACACAUGCAUGGCUGCUAAUGUUGUAGGAAACCUGACGAGCAGCGCUUACAUGCUUCAGGUCAUCUUUGGACCAGAUGAACCCAUAAUUGAUGGGCCAGUUUAUGGGGAAGCAGGACGUAACGCGGUCUUCAACUGUUCUGCCGCAUCGAGGCCUCCAAGCACCUACAGUUGGUGGUUUAAUGACUCCUUGAUGGCCAAUACCUCAGAGUUCACAGCUGGGCCGCUAUCUUUCAACAUGAGUGGCGCGUAUACAUGUGUGGCCCACAAUUAUGUGACAGGAAAGAACAGCACAACCUCGACAAYGCUCACCGUCAUAGAGGGAAUAGAUUCAGUGAGGAUUCAAAACAACUCGACUCCAAUAAGCAAUAAAAGCUUUACCCUCACAUGUCUCGUUGUUGGGCCCUAUGACGCCCUCUACUGGGUGAAAGAUGGCAUGCAGCUCAGCCUGAAUGCCUGCGACCCAGCCUCAUCCAUGUACAUUCCUGAAAACAACAAUCUGCACUUCACCCAGCUGACAACACAGAGUAACGGGACC